AUGGUUAAGAGUAGCAACAAAAAUGACUACUCGAGUUCCUUCUACUACUACGAUGAUCAUGAUGGCCUCUGUUGUACAACAUGCCAUCAACGUAUAGAGUGCUACUUCAAUAAGAAAGGCACUUGCAACAAUACUUCCUGUGACUUUGCCCAUCCAUUGCAUCCUGAAGAGGAAACAGAUCUCUGUGACUGUCUCUUCCAAUAUGUCCCGCUGUGCACCAACUUUAAGAAGAAAGGAAAGUGUGUAGGAGGUGACAAAUGUGCAUUUAGACACUCCGAUGAAGCGGCUGACGAGGUAGAAGCUAUGCGCCUUGCCAACUUGACAACAGGAGCGACACCAACAUCAAAAGAAUUCUUGCACUUCACCAAAGAAUGUGAAUACUUUAAGAACGGAACUUGUGGAAGAGGAGAUAAAUGCACUUAUCUUCACACCACAACUAGCAAUGGCACACCAAGCAAAGGCAGUGCCGCCAGCAGCACCAGCACCAGCAGUAGCACCCCCAAUGGAAGCACCAAGGGCUGGACAACCAAAUUGACAGAUGUCCCAAAGAGUCAGAGUGCCUCUGAAACCUCAUCAGCAAAACCCAAGCUCACUUUGAGGACGGAUUCAUUGAAUACAGAGUCAAAGCCACCUGGAUCAAACUCUGGCGUCGCUCCCAAGACUCCAACGAGCGCCACAACUACCGCUACAACCACCACAACAACGACAACAUCAGCGGCCGUCACUCCGGCCACUCCCAAGCCAGUGACAGUCGUCAAUGAAGUGGUAGCUGAUGCCAAUGUCAAUGUCAAUGCCCAACCAGCUGCAGUCGAAAAGCCUAUCAAAACAAGUUCUCCCAGUCCCUUGGAAUCCCUGAAUCAGAUUCCCUCACCUCUUCCAACAACAACAGCAACAACAACAGCAUCAGUAGUGACGACAGAUUUACCCAUAAAUAGCAAUCUAAUAGUUGGUGCUCCACCACCUGGCUUCAUUGUACCAACGCCACAACAGGUUAACAAUCAGUUACUAUCCUUUUCAAUGUUCAGCACUACACCACAGUCGGCGUUGCCAAUGUCCCCUCUGCCUGGCACGUCGCAGCUCUUUGCCACACCGAUCAAGGCACCUGGCGGAAUGGACAACAUGCCACCAGCUGUACAGCCAUCACCCUCUGCUGCCAAUGGUGUCUCUUCGCCAAUUUUACAGGCUUCAUCAGCAUCCAAGCCAUACUCUGAAUGGAGCACCUAUGAUGUGAUGGUUUGGUUGGCAGAGAUUGGCAUGCCGCCCGUGGUGAGCCAGGCGUUUGCCAUCCAAGAGAUCGAUGGAAGGACAUUGGAUAAAAUCGAUCCGGCAGACUAUCCAGACCUGGGUCUGACGACAAUCUUUAGGAAGAAGACAUUCGAGUCGGAGAGGGCUACAUUGGCGAGCAAGAAAAUAGAUCAGUUGAACCAGGUCUUGAACAACUUGGGAGGCCUCUACAUUGGCAAGUAA
Messenger RNA from Acytostelium subglobosum LB1, 1467 nucleotides. RefSeq lists its product as hypothetical. Bases 1 to 1467 code for a protein of 488 amino acids. NCBI's taxonomy places the organism in Eukaryota, Evosea, Eumycetozoa, Acytosteliales, Acytosteliaceae. The transcript is spliced from 6 exons. The record is from RefSeq and is a predicted model, not a curated record. Gene Ontology annotation, molecular function: protein binding; metal ion binding.